AUGUAUGCAUACUGGUAUCGUUCCGUAAAACAGAAACACCUACCCAAGCUGCAAGGCCCCCGAAAUUCGCAAUACUGCAGGUGGACUACCCAGGACGAAUUGGAAAAGAUUAUACUCGGCCAACUACCGAACAAGGAUCUAGAGAUCCGGUUGGCACUUGUCUCGUCAACACGACGAAAUGCGAGCAUAAGCCCAUACAUCCCGCCAAGAGAGACCAUCCUCCCUGUGAUCCGCUCCACACCAUCAUACGACUUUCAAGGGAGAAAAAAAAAUUCAGACAAGCAUAUUUUCCGCGUCUCAAGCUUGGCUGGUGGAUGGUCUCCUGCUUUUCCCUGGAUACCACGACAUCGAAAAUUCGCCUGGCUUUGCGGCAUGAAGGCACACAACCACCAUACUGAAACAACUCUCUCCCUUCCCUCAUCCAUCCCUUCCCUUCCUCAACCACCAAAAUCCAUCGGCACUACAACUCCAAAGACACUUGCACAAAUGACGCAACGAUUCAUUACAUUCUCUCCCCUCCUUUUCAUCGUAGACCCGAAAUCCGAAACCCGAAACCCAGGUUAUGCCAUGGAUCAUAUCGUCAUUCUUCAGCAGCGAGAAAGAAAAGAAGUACCAGGCUGA
Molecule: messenger RNA, 621 nt
Organism: Aspergillus japonicus CBS 114.51
Lineage: Eukaryota; Fungi; Ascomycota; Eurotiomycetes; Eurotiales; Aspergillaceae
Exons: 6
Coding region: 1-621 (206 amino acids)
Source: RefSeq, a predicted model, not a curated record